CCGCCCGACUCCAAGAUGGCGCCCGCGACGGCUGCCCGCUGCCAAGAUGGCGGCGCGGGGCCGCGCCCGCGCUCCCGGGCUCUCCUCCCCCAGCCUCCCUCCGGCCGGGAGCGCGACUCGCGUCGCCGUACGGCGGUUGGCCUGCGGCCUGGAUGGUGGGGCAGCUGCCCGCCCCGCACCAUGCGGCUCCUUGGCUGGUGGCAGGUACUGCUGUGGCUGCUGGGGCCUCCCGCCCGCGGCCAGGAGGUUGCAGAGAAAAGAGGUCACUUAUGGUCAGAGGAGCAGCCUGCCUACCCAUUCCAGGUGGGGGCUGUGUACAUGAGUGAGGAGGUGCCUUCCCGUGAGCCAGUGGGCCAGGACUCGUCUGCAGAAGAGGCCGAGGCGGUGCUGGGGCUGGAUGCCGGUGGUGACCACAUGGUGAUGUUGUCUGUGAUUCCUGGGGAAACCAAGGACAAACUGAGCCCAGAGCCCAGUGGCGGCACGUGCGGGGCUGGAGGGGAGGAGGACUCCAGCUGCAACCUCCAGGAGAGCCUCUUCUCUCUGGACAGCACUGGAGCAAACUUCCUGGAGAGAGAAGAGGAGUACUACGCGGAGCCCGAAGUGGUGGAAUCCGACCCCGCCCCGCCAGAGGACUCCAACACCACCGAAAGUCUGAAAUCCCCAAAGGUGAACUGCGAGGAGAGAAAUGUGACAGGAUUAGAAAAUUUCACUCUGAAAAUUUUAAAUAUGUCACAGGACCUUAUGGAUUUUCUCAACCCAAACGCUAGUGACUGCACCCUAGUCCUGUUUUACACCCCUUGGUGCCGAUUUUCUGCCAGUUUGGCUCCUCAUUUUAAUUCUCUGCCCCGGGCAUUUCCAUCUCUUCACUUUUUGGCACUGGAUGCAUCUCAGCACAGCAGCCUUUCUACGAGGUUUGGCACCGUAGCCGUUCCUAACAUCUUGUUAUUUCAAGGAGCUAAACCAAUGGCUAGAUUUAAUCAUACAGAUCGAACACUGGAAACGCUGAAAAUCUUCAUUUUUAACCAGACAGGUAUAGAAGCCAAGAAAAAUGUGGUGAUAACUCAAGCUGACCAAAUAGGCCCUCUUCCCAGCACUUUGAUAAAAAGUGUGGACUGGUUGCUUGUAUUUUCCUUAUUCUUUUUAAUUAGUUUUAUUAUGUACGCUACCAUUCGAACUGAGAGUAUUCGGUGGUUAAUUCCAGGACAAGAGCAGGAACAUGCGGAGUAGUGAUAGGCUCAAAGGAGAGUUGGAAAGAAGAAUUUCAAGCCUUCAUUUCAGAAAUUAAUGCUACAAUUUCAUACAUUUUCUCCAGUCGUGUUGACUUACAACUUCAGUCAGAUUGAAAGAAUCAUGUGUUCGUUGAACUGUUGAAUGUGUAAAAAAAUUAUAAACUGGUGUUUUAACUAGUACUAUAAUAAGAAAAUGCAAAAAUAUUCAAUAGAAUUCACCAUUCUUGUUUUUACUACUUGAACAUAACCCAGUAUUUAAGGGAGUAAUCCAGUUUGACAUGCGAAGAUGUAUUCUGGUGGAAUAGUGAGUAGAAUGACAGUAUGCCUACUAUAUAAAUGGCAGAGAUAGGACUUUCAGAUGAUAGUUUUAGAAAACUCUUUGAUUUCUUGUAUACGUAUAAGAAAGUUGGUUUUCUGUUCAUUUGCUGUUUCUCUCCCAGAGUCAGUAAGCAGGAAAGUAUUCUUUUACGGGAAGAAUAAUUAGGAUCAAUAAAUGUGACCCUACAAGUAGCAACCAAUGGGAAAAUAAAGAGUCAAAUAAC
This is a messenger RNA of Hippopotamus amphibius kiboko, 1771 nucleotides long. It is a transcript of the gene TXNDC15, whose product is annotated as thioredoxin domain containing 15. The record is from RefSeq and is a predicted model, not a curated record. Gene Ontology annotation, biological process: cilium assembly. Bases 16 to 1227 code for a protein of 403 amino acids. Lineage: Eukaryota; Metazoa; Chordata; Mammalia; Artiodactyla; Hippopotamidae. The transcript is spliced from 5 exons. Gene Ontology annotation, cellular component: cilium.